GUACUUUCACUUCCCCUACUUCUGUACUUUCAGUUUGAAGCGCGUGUCAGGCCCAGGCGGGGGGCUCGGCCCCGCCACUUCAGCUACAAAUGGCACAACAAUAACGAUGCCGGGUCGGGUCUCAAACCCUCUGGCGGCAUGACCCCGUGUGCGGCACUGGGGCUGCAGCCUCGACCAAGCUACGAUGAUGGGGAAGGUUCCCUCGUUCUCCCCCGGCACCACAGUGAGCUCCGCUCUGCCCGGCUACGUCGCUCUCUGCCUCACUCUACAGGUUCACAGACUGGUGUCAGCACAAUUCACAGUGACUGGACCUGACCGUCCAAUCGCUGCCUCCAUAGGUGGGGAGGCCGUCCUGCCCUGCCACCUCUCCCCCAGGAUGAGCGCUGAGAACAUGGAGGUGAGAUGGUUCCGAUCCCAGUUCUCUGCAGUUGUGCACCUGUACCGUGGUGGGCAGAAUCAGUAUGGACAGCAGAUGCCGGAAUAUCGAGGAAGAACUGAGCUCUUGAAAGAUGACAUCACCAAUGGGAGUGUUUCCCUGAGAAUACGCAAUAUCCAACCCUCCGAUGAUGGACAAUACAAAUGCUUUUUUCAGUCCAGUGUCUCUUAUGAAGAUGCUAUAUUGGAAGUGCAGGUGGCAGGGGAACUCCCUACACACUGUCCGAGCACCAUCGCCAGGUAAGGAAGUGACCAAGGUGGAGCAAGGAGGACAAAUUCUGAGAGGUGCUCCAAUCCUCAGAGAGAAAAGAGAAUGCAGGAAGUGGAGAGAAAAGGAAAGGCAAGACAGAAAGAAUGAGGAGCACAUUCUAAAGGGACAGGAGCGAAUGACUAAUGUGAUGGAGGAACAAACAGAGAUGCUGAAGUCCCUAAUCAUGCUCCAGUCAGUGCAGAUGCAUGCUCACCUCCCCUUGCAGCUGAUACAAAACUGUUUUCCAUGCUCUCCACAAACUGCUCACACAUUCCUUGCAACUUCCCGGCACAUCUCAGUACCCUGUUCAUUCCACCCCUUCGGACACCUUCCAGAAUCACAGCUAGACGUAUGCACAGCUCUGAGAGCCUCCACUGUUCUUCACUGUUAUCUCCCUUCCCACCAAGCCUUAUGUGUGUGUUAAUUGAUGUUUAACAAAAACAAAGUCUCUGAGAGAUAACCAAUCUUUAUUAGUGUCCUACACGGAGUGAUUGAUGCUGGUAGAAAUACAUAGAAGUAGUUUAAUCACAAUGGUUAAGCAAAAUGAGGUAACAGAAGUUAGUCAAGCAUGGCAGAUUGAUGUAUA
Molecule: messenger RNA, 1271 nt
Organism: Trachemys scripta elegans
Lineage: Eukaryota; Metazoa; Chordata; Testudines; Emydidae
Product: myelin-oligodendrocyte glycoprotein-like
Exons: 4
Coding region: 185-679 (164 amino acids)
Biological process (GO): T cell receptor signaling pathway; regulation of cytokine production
Cellular component (GO): external side of plasma membrane
Molecular function (GO): signaling receptor binding
Source: RefSeq, a predicted model, not a curated record